UGUGGCCGGGGCGCGGUGCCGAGCGGCCGGGCCGCUGCCGGUGCCGGUGCCGCCCCGCGCGGCGCAGCCAAUGGUGGUCGGCGGGGCGGGCUGCGCCGCGCGGGGCUGCGUUGUGCAACGCGCCGCGCUUUGAAGGCACCAUCACCCCUGGGAGGCAGCGCUCACUCGGCAUCUGUCACGGCAGGGCGACCGGCUGCGGGCCGGGCCCAGCGCCCCGAUGAAGACCCGGCGGGACCGGCCUUCCCAGCGGGCAUGAGCCACCCGCGCUAGGAGCGGCGCGUAGCGGUGCCCCGGCGGGCAGGAUGGCCCACAUGCUGCAUGCGGCGGCCCGGCGGGUGCAGUGGAGCAGGGCGGGCGCCGCGAAGAGGGCUGCGUGCCUGCUGGCCGCGGCGUACGGGCUCAAAAUCCUCUACCCCAUCAUCCGCGGGCGUGUGAAGCGGGCGGGCGGCAGAGGCGGCGCGCAGGAUGAGAGGGGCCGGGCGGUCCCGCACCGCACAGGCAGCCGGGGCAGAGCCUCCCCGGCCGUGGACGCGGAAUUCUUCAAGCAGCUGCUGGAACUCCGCAAACUGUUCUUCCCGAAGCUGGUGAGUGCCGAGCUGGGCUUGCUCUGUCUCCACUCGUUUGCUCUGGUGUCCAGGACCUUCCUCUCCAUCUAUGUGGCCGCCCUCGAUGGAAAAAUUGUGAAGAGCAUUGUGGAGAAAAAGCCCAGAAGCUUUGUCUUCAAGUUAAUCAAGUGGCUGAUGAUUGCAAUCCCAGCCACUUUCGUGAACAGCACCAUACGGUACCUGGAGUGCAAGCUGGCCCUCGCCUUCCGCACGCGCCUGGUGGAUCACGCCUAUGAGACCUACUUUGCCAACCAAACCUACUACAAAGUGAUCAGCAUGGACGGGCGGCUGGCCAACCCUGACCAGUCCCUCACCGAGGACAUCAUGAUGUUCUCGCAGUCCGUGGCGCAUCUCUACUCCAACCUCACCAAGCCCAUCCUGGAUGUUGUGCUCACCUCCUACACCCUUAUCCGCACAGCACGGUCCCGGGGGGCCAACCCCAUCGGGCCCACAGUUCUGGCUGGCCUCGUCGUCUAUGCCACGGCCCGAGUGCUCAAAGCCUGCUCGCCCAAGUUUGGCAAACUAGUGGCUGAGGAGGCUCACAAGAAGGGCUAUCUGCGCUUCAUACAUUCACGUAUCAUUGCCAACGUGGAAGAGAUUGCCUUUUACCGAGGGCACAAGGUAGAAUUGAAACAACUGCAAAAAAGCUACAAGGAUUUGACAGAUCAAAUGAAUCUCAUUUUGUCCAAACGUUUAUGGUACAUCAUGAUAGAGCAGUUCCUGAUGAAGUAUGUCUGGAGUAGCUGUGGUAUGAUCAUGGUUGCUGUGCCCAUCAUCACUGCAACGGGAUUUGCAGAUGGCGAGUUGGAAGAUGGCCAGAAACAGGCAAUGGUUAGUGAAAGAACAGAAGCUUUUACUACAUCACGCAACUUGCUGAUUUCUGGAGCAGAUGCUAUUGAAAGAAUUAUGUCUUCAUACAAAGAGGUCACUGAGCUAGCAGGCUACACUGCCCGUGUCUACAACAUGUUUUCAGUCUUUGACGAGGUGAAGAGAGGCAUCUACAAAAGAACUGCUGUUAUUCAAGCAUCUUUAAACAACAGCAGGAGUGAAGAUAAAUCAGAGUUACACAUUGAUGGGCCUUUAGAAAUCAAAGGGAAAGUAAUUGAUGUUGAUCAAGGAAUUAUUUGUGAAAAUGUUCCUAUAAUUACUCCGAAUGGCGAUGUGGUGGUUUCCAGACUAAACUUCAAAGUUGAGGAGGGGAUGAAUCUUUUAAUCACUGGACCCAAUGGCUGUGGAAAGAGUUCACUCUUCAGAAUUUUAAGUGGUCUGUGGCCUGUGUAUGAAGGAGUUCUCUACAAGCCCCCUCCACAACACAUGUUUUAUAUACCACAAAGGCCCUACAUGUCCAUUGGAACACUACGAGAUCAAGUCAUCUAUCCAGACUCAGUGGAAGACAUGCAUGAGAAGGGCUACCAAGAUCAAGAUCUAGAGUCUAUUCUGCAUAUGGUUCAUCUGUACCACAUAGUUCAAAGAGAAGGAGGCUGGGAUGCCAUCAUGGAUUGGAAAGAUGUCUUAUCAGGAGGAGAAAAACAAAGGAUGGGCAUGGCCCGGAUGUUUUACCACAAGCCGAAAUAUGCAUUGCUGGAUGAAUGUACAAGUGCUGUAAGCAUUGAUGUUGAAGGAAAGAUAUUCCAAGCUGCAAAAGCUGCUGGGAUAUCCCUGCUUUCCAUAACACACAGACCUUCUCUUUGGAAGUACCACACUCACUUGCUGCAGUUUGAUGGACAAGGUGGCUGGCGUUUCGAGCAGUUGGACACCGCUAUCCGUUUAUCAUUGAGUGAGGAAAAACAGAGACUGGAAUCCCAGCUUGCAGGAAUUCCUAAAAUGCAGCAGAGACUGAAUGAACUGUGUAAAAUCCUGGGAGAAGAUUCAGUGCUUAAAACAAUGGACAAAGAGGAAUAAAUAAUUUAUGGUUUAUGUUUUUACAAGUAUUUUUUUAGUUAAAAGCGUUACAAAUUCAGCCAUUAUCCUUUGCAUGCAUUGUGACAGAGGCUUAGAGCAUAACACAGCCAGCAGAAAAUAAUGCUCUGAAUGCUAUGUAAGACUUUAGUGUUUUAGUAUUAAGGAGGAAAGUGGUUGAACUGUGAAAAGAAAAUAAGCAAGUGCACAGACUAUAAGAUUAGUCAUUACAGCUUAUGUUAAUUCCUAGUGAAAGCCCAAUUCACUGCAAGAAACUACCACAAACUUAGGCUUUUUUUGGUGAAUUUUUGCCUGAGACUUGUCCUGCAGAAUGUGCUCUUGUACCAGGUCACUGUGUGCGUAUGACAUGCCUGCUACGCAGAGCAACCGGGCAUGACACUCAGGCAUGGAGCACAGCAGGGGCAGUAUCUGGGUGAGUAUGCAGAUGCAUGCAAAAAUCUCAUUUGAGUAUAAGAAACAUUCUCUCAGCCCAUGUAAAAUAAGACUUCUGUUCUACUACUGUAUAGUAUACAUGCCUUUACCUGCAUUUCCAUAGGAAAUAACGUAAUAGGCUGACCAGAAGACAACUGUCUGAGCAACCCACUGCCCUCAUUACAGAGAAACAGGGACAGAGCUAAACAUGUAAUAUACUUGUGUUUUAUGCCAUUACACAUAGCUUCAGAGGCUCUUUGCCCUUCAUGAUACAUCAGUUCCUUUGGGGGAUAAUUUAUGUCCCUUACUUGGUAACCUCAGGUGGUGUGGAUGGAGCACUGGGCCUGGCAUCAAGUGACUUAGUUUUCGCUUGACUAAAUCAUUCAUGUGCUCUAUGGGUCCAAUCCAGCUGGCAUCCAUAUCUGUCCCAGUUCCUCCAUUGGCAUAAUCACAAUAUAGACACUUGUUUGUUCCAUGAGACACUUUGUGAUGAGAAGGACUGUAGGAGAAGGAAAUGGUAGUUUCUAACAAUAUGCUGAAUUCUCAGGCAUGGCUGUCCUGCCAAAUGAAAUGUUCAGCAUUUAUAAAGGUCUGUGAAAAGUUAGAGCAUUUGGUAACCACUAAUGAAUAUACAUGCCAUAUUCUGGUGGAGUGGCUGAACAUUGCCCUCCCUGUGAAAAAAAUGCACUGGUAAACAGCCUUGCUUUCAGAUGCACUCACUGAUUGUCCCAUCAGCUUUUCAGUUCAGGUCCCCAAUCAGUCAGAAGGUGCUUUAACAGAACUGCCUGAGACUGUGCUGGCCUGAGUGCCUUGCUGAAUACAAAAGCUGGAGAAUUGGAAAUAAAGAUGUGAAUGUAUUUAAGAGCUCCUGUUCUCUCUGACUGCAAGUGCAUGGCAAAUGGGCAGCUCAGGAGUGAAAAUCAGGAGGAGUAAGAGGCUUUGCAGGUGGGUAAAUGAGCCUUAGCCCAGAUGUAGCAAUCCUUAAGUUUGUUGGUUCUUUUUUUUCCCCAGAAGUGUGAUUUCUUAGAAGAUUUCUGUCUGUUGUUCUUAGUCUGAGAGAAGAAGUGCAUAAACUGCUAGGAACUGUUUGGAGAGGAGAAAUAUUUUAGGGGCAUUUGCUGAGCUGGAAAUGUUUGAGCACCCUGAAGUUAAUAUAAACUGUUUCUUUUUUCUGAUUGCUUCAAGAACAAGAGGAAUGUGAGUUAACUCCAUCUGCCAAAUCCCAGUCCAGUGCACUAAACAUUAGCCCAUAUUCCUUCUCAGUGUGCUCAGCUUGCUGCUUGGUAUGACAUUUGCACCAGAAAAUGGAGCAAGUCUGCUCCCUCCAUAGUCUGUGGCUUGAAUGUAACCCAGUAACUUACCCUGGUGACAACAGUUGGCUCCUUUCAUUAGUUUUUUCUGGAGAGCCCCCUGAGACAUCUCACUGAUACAGAAAGGAAUGCUCCUGGGAACCUUUGAAAGGGCUGAAAAAUUAAGGUUCAAGAUAAUAAGAUGUGUCGUAAAGCGCAGAUGGAGGUCACUGCUGGGGUGGCUGACAUGUAUGUAUUUUAAUUUGCAAAUGUCUGUGCUUGUCCCUCUCCCUGAAGGUGAGCUUUCCCCUUUCUCAUCUUCAAAGCAAAAUUCAUCACUGCUAAGGAAAAAAAGAAGUCAGCCAAGAAUCUGUUCUCAGUGAGCAUAACUGAGGUGACUGAUGAGUGUAAAAGCUUGCAGGUUUCUGAUUGAUGUUUCUCUAAGAUGAGAUGAAUCCGGGCACACCAUGCACACACCUUUCCACAAGCCUUUCCCAAGCCAGGACCUGAGGUGGAGCAAGGGGCAUUGCUGUUUCCCACCUCUCCAUUUAGCACUUUAACAUGUGGCUGGGAACUAAACCAGGGUUAUCCACUCCCUGAAUGAGUGGGAUACUGAAAAUUGCUGAAGAAUUGGCCCAGUUUGGCACAGCUCCAGAUAUCCCACCAAAGCUCUGGCCCUGUCCUUUGACUUGCUGGGAGCCGUUGUGAGCAAGUGCAGCACCUGAAAUCUGCUGUAUGCCUUACAGAGAUCAAAGCUGGCUAUCCCUCAUGGCACAAAACAAAUCUCUUCUGAGGAAACAAUGUUUAGCAGAAGAAAGUUGGUUUGCUGGUUUUUUUUUAAACGAGAUUAUGCAUUAAACAUACAAAAUUUAUAAAUGUUACUGAUAAGAUUUUGAUGAAAACUGACAUCACACCAAGAUCAAUCUAAUAGUAUUUUCUUUGAAGUUUGACAUAUAUUUCUUGGAUCUAGUAAUAAACAACCACUCCCAUUCAGCUGUAUAGUCUAAAAUACUCCAGCAUCUCACUCAGCUAUUUAUGUUCCUGUAGGCAUAGCAAAAACAGUAGAGGCUGAUAUGAGAAGAAACUCUUCUCUAAACAGGAACUUUCUGAGUGAUACUGAGCUGGAUUUAGAAGGAAUUUCUGCACUGGUGGCUCAUUAUUUUUCCAGUUAGUUUUGUGUCAGGAAGAGAAGCUGCCUGGAGGUAUUUUCUGCAAACCCAUGUUGUUCCAAGGGCUAAUUGAGACUGGAGUCUCCAUUUCUGUUCCUGGAGAGUUUUACAGGGCAUAGUCCAGCUCAUUUUGUGCUGCUUCAGGCCCAGCCUAGCAGAGGUGCAUGUUCCCUGCUCAGGAAUAGCUCAGGGAGACACUGUUCUGGAGCCAGGGCAUGGGGACCACAUGGCCCUGGCAGUGCAAGAGAGUCAAAGUGGGACAGGAUGCCUUGGGGGAAGAUUUUUUUGUGGUGCAAUGAGAGCUGCUUUUGAAUGUUCAUUCCCUUUUUGAUGUUCAGUAGCUGUGGCUCCCCAGGAAGCUGGGGAAGUGUCUUUUUGGCCUCCUUUCUACCUGUCAUACCAAUCUGGAGCUAGCCAGACCCCAUCACGGUGUCUGUGUGUUCAAGGCUGAGUACUGCCCAGUGCUGAGCACACCCAGCCCUGUGAGCACCCUCUCACCCCCCCAGGCUCAGGGCAGACUGGAUUGCCUGGGUCUGUUGGCACCUAGAGAAGUAGAGAUGAUGAGCAAAAUUCAUACCUGCCUCAGGCAGGUAGUGUCUGUACAACAAAAAUAUGAUUUCUCCACGUUAGUGUGUUCAGAUAAUGGAAAGUGGUUUUGCAAGAAUCUUCAGAAUGAAAGGACACAUUUUUUGUGCAUGGGAUUUCACUAUUUUAACCUGGGAGGAGUUUCUUUUUCACUUAGUUUUGGGGUCAGACUCAUUCCUGGUUUGGACUUGGAAAUCCUCCUUCUGCAGGGACAGAGAACCCCACGUAUGUUUCAAUGGAAUAUUUCAAAAGCAGUGGGAUUUGUAUUUGAGUAGGGAAUUAAGGACUGGGUAUUAAAUGGGAUAUUUUAGAGAAAAAUCUUAAAGCAAAUGAACACAUCUGCAGUCCACUCAAACUUAUGAAUGGUGAUAAUGCAUGUCAAAGUCAAAUUUCUGAGCCAAUCAUAUAAAGAAAUCCCCCUACUGAGCUGUCCAUGAAGCUUAGGAGAACUGAACUGUUAAUCAAAUGUGUCUUUGUUUUGUUUAUGUUUGAUAUUAAUGCCUUUUAAGAGCAGACAAUUUAUAAAGCAAUAAAAUAUGCUUUACAGUUGUAAUUUAUUCCGACCUCAAAUAAAACAUGUUGCAUUUACUUUCA
Molecule: messenger RNA, 6573 nt
Organism: Poecile atricapillus (Black-capped chickadee)
Lineage: Eukaryota; Metazoa; Chordata; Aves; Passeriformes; Paridae
Product: ATP-binding cassette sub-family D member 2-like
Exons: 10
Coding region: 303-2507 (734 amino acids)
Biological process (GO): fatty acid beta-oxidation; long-chain fatty acid import into peroxisome; very long-chain fatty acid catabolic process
Cellular component (GO): peroxisomal membrane
Molecular function (GO): ATP hydrolysis activity; ATP binding; ABC-type transporter activity
Source: RefSeq, a predicted model, not a curated record